This is a messenger RNA of Notodromas monacha, 4782 nucleotides long. The record is from the annotation of a GenBank genome assembly. NCBI's taxonomy places the organism in Eukaryota, Metazoa, Arthropoda, Ostracoda, Podocopida, Cyprididae.
AUGGCGUCAUGGAGCAAAGUAACUGUCAAGACUUUGGAUCAAAACACUUACGAGGUUGAUGCAAGUGGGCUGAAAACUGUAUCCGAAUUUAAGGCGAAGCUGGAGACCAUAUUGGGGCCAGAUACGAUUCCCGCUGAUUCAAUGCGCAUUAUCAAUAAUGGACAAAUUAUGUCUGACGAUAAUGCUCUGUUGGGGGACCUGAAAGUGGACUUGAAAAAGCCCUUCCUUGUUAUGAUGACGCGGGCGAAAACUGCGCCGGUGUCCGCAUUGCCACCUGUCCCGAAUGCGGAAAAGUCACCGAUGACUCGCUCAGAACCACUUGGACAGAGGUCGCACCUUAUUCAGGGUCAAGUAACUACUUCCGGGAAUUCCGUGUCCGAACCCACGUAUUCGCGUUCAACCGAAAGACAACGGGAGUCGUAUAUUAGGGCUUUCAAGGUCAUGCAGCAGGGAAGCAGCGGUAUUCGGGAUAACAGCGACACCUCGGUAUCAGUAACAGGACAAGGAACUACUUCGCAGCCUGAUACGUCCGUAGAAGCCUCUGUCGACAACGCAGAUCCCCCGUUGAUUGUUCAAGCGUUGAUGGCUAUGGGAUUUGAUAGGGCGCCAGUGGAGAGCGCCUUGAGGAUGACUGAAGGGGAUCCCGACAGAGCUUUGGAAUUACUAUUGAAUGGAGCAUUGUUCAUGGAUGACACCACAGCACUUGGAGAUUUACUGUCACUUCAUCCUCCUGAUGCUGCAUUCCUCCAGCUGGUUCAAGAACCUUACAUGAAUACUCUCAGGGAAAGAGUUCAAAGAGAGGGCCCAGAUGUCCUGACAGAUGCCUUAAGAAUUGUUGCACUGCAAAAUACACAAGCUAUUGAGAUUAUCCACGCUAACCAGGACAUUUUUGUUGAUUGGCUGAAUGGAAUGGAUCCUUCUCAUACACCCCAAGUGAAAUUAGCCUCUGAUUCUCAGUUGAAGUGCGUGAUCGAGAGGACAGCCAACAAUAUCAUGGCGACGAACACUGCCCCGGAUAGAAAUGCUCGUCUGCAACAAACACAAGCGCAAGUCGAUGAGGUCGUGGGAAUCAUGAGAGUGAAUGUUGAGAAGGUUUUGGAACGUGAUGCGAAAUUGAGCGAGUUGGACAAAUCUGCGGACGAGUUACAGCAAGGCGCUCAGCAAUUCACGCAAACCGCGAAGAGCUUGAAACGAAAGUAUUGGUGGAAAAACGCCAAGGUAAGCCUGAAUUCUUUGCGUUUAUUUUGUCAAAUCGUGUAAAAUGUUCCGACGUGUUUUGAGCUUAUGGCUGCUUUGAUCGGAGCCGGAGCUCUUUCGACGGGUACAAUCAUCAGUAAGUGAAUCAUUUUUCUUGUCCGCGAUUUGCCUAAAGAAACUGUUCGCUCAAUCCUGGAAAAACUGUUAUUCCUCGUAUAUCUGAGAAGAAGCUGUGGAAAGAAAAUUAUUGUAACUAUUUAUUUGUUGUUGGUGCUGCCCCCGCAAUCAUCAAAUCCGUCAACCCACGUGUGAGGUAGGAAGGUCAGAUCAAUGAUGAUCUUCAUGUGUGGGUAGACGGAGUGUCGAGUGUGUAUGAUGUCAGCUUAUCCUGUAUUUUUUUAGAAUUUAGAUCAAGUUGAUCGGUAAAAUUCAGUGGGUUUUUAUUCGGGUGCCUUUUCCAUCUUGCUCGUAAAAUCAGUAAACUAUGCUCGAAUACCGCCUUCUGCAAUGCCUAACGUAUUUUAUUCAAGUGUGUUAAGGUACCGGCAACACUGACAUGAUGUGAUGUGGUGAUGAAAUCCGAUGGUGACCUACAUUUUGGGACAGUAUGGAAAUUCAGCGUCGUUUUGGUGCAACGUUUAAGUUAUAAUUAUUAAAUUGACUUAGUUUCUGACUUGCAGGCGUUUAUGCUGAAAAAAAUUCCAGGUUUUUUUAUGAGGGUGGGCAGCUUCAACAAAUAUGUUUUUAGAGAAAUCGAAAAAACAAUGUAUUGACCUAACCAAAAAUCCUUAUCAAAUGAAUCGGACAGAUUUUCCGGAAUGAACCGAAGCCUUGCCUGCCUUGUUCUUUAUCGCUUGAAAACAUGCUUUGUUUGUUUUGGUUGCUAGAUGUGGGGGAUACUGAUCGCUAUUUUGCUGGUUAUCAUCAUUAUCAUCAUCGGUGAGUGACAAUCUCUCAUGUUUUUUGGUCUUCCUCUGGGUUCGGAUUUGUCUCAUCCACGCUGACACGCAGUUGUCGCCGUCGCAAGCCAAUGAUGGAAAUUAUCACAUUUUCGUCGUGUUACUCAUUAUCCCCAUAUUUUCAAUUCUCUCAUUUGCUGGCAAAUAUAACCCAAGUACUGUUAUUCAAACUGUGUGUGUAUUCGAGUACGAAAUUUGAUGGAUUAACGUGCCUGUAUUUUUAAGAGCGUAAAACGUUUUCAAAUUUCAAUUUUUUUCCAUUCCUUCAUAAACAAUGCAUUAAUCUCUCUAGUUCAAGGGCUUUCCCCCUCAAGCCCUCUCCCCCCCCCUCAUAAUGCCGUCUGGCAAUUAUUUCAUUGACACAGGAAAGAGCAAAUUGAUGCAAAUGUAACUUGAUGCAUUUUGAAAGGAAGUGAAAGACUUAUUUGGCAAAUGAACUUUGCGACCAACUCCAGUAUCCUGUCAACUCAUUCAAGAGGCAAUUUAAGGUGCAGAAUAUCACCAAUUACAAUUUCUUGAAAUUCUCAGCUCAAAACCUCCCUAACUUAAAUUUUUUUGCUGGUUCCCUGAAAUUUUGCUUGACAGUGUUUCACUGUACUACAGCAAAAUCUUGUUAAAACAAAGCUGUUAUGGGACCGGGAAAAAUGCUUCCUCAUAAUACACCGAUUAAUUCGUUUUAAAGCGAUUUGAAUAACAGUUCUGUUAUUGAACAGGGCCCUGAAAAUGCAUUUUUUAUCCUUAAUUUGUUUGAACAAUAUUCGUUGUAAUGUGAUUUUACUGUAGUGUGUUAGAAUUUUCGAAUGGCAUCUACUUGCUUUGAUUUAUACUGUAUUUAAGAAGUCAACCUAGGUACAGGAUUGGCGGGGAAAACUCGGAAGGGGAAGCCUAAAAAUAUUAGGAACUAAAUGUGAUACAGUACUAUGUAUGCUAGAUGUAAUGUUCGAAUCUUUAUUUUUUGUUCUUGCUGUGAAGUCGCUUCCACGUCAACCGGAAGUUCCACCUAGUCAGCUGAGUCGGCUUGCUGCAUCUGCCUCCCUUUGGAUGAUUUCUGGAAGAAAAAGAGUAUCAAUAUUUUUGGACGUUCACCCACUGGCCUCUCCAUCCAAGGAUCAACCAUCUCACAAUGUGGAAAACGGAAGAUUGUGCCUUCGGUCGGUUAAAAUUGGCUGUUGGUGCUUAACUCGUUACAGUGAACAGACAUGAGAGAUGUGGGUAUGCGUUAGAGAGGUGUUUUAUCGCAGACAAGUAAACCGAGCUGACUGGUGAUCUUUCAAUUCUUCCAUGGAACAUGGGAGCGUUUUUGUUUGUUUGUUAUUUGCGAAAUUGGGAUUCAUUUGGCGGGCGAACUGAACAGUCUUGGUCAUUCAAGCUCUCUUGUCAAUGAUGCCCAGAUUUAACGAAGACAAGUCUAGCUAAUGAUAUUUUAUUCAACCUUACAUUUAAUUCGAGUUUCUUUUCGUAUGUAAUUUUUUGAUUUUCAAAGAAAAAACCCUAAUCUGCUGGAGCAGUAGUUCAUCUGCCAUAAAAUCUGCAUCUUAAUUUGUUUUCAUUGUCGCGUUAGAAUAUCUCAUGUGGAUCCCUGAAAAACCCAACAUUCUGAAAUAUUUUUCUCUGUCGGAUGCCCAAUUAUGUAAUCAAGUCUGUUGAUAUUUGAAUUACAGUACUUGAGAUAUUUCGGCUCUUAUAAUUGGCUGAAGUGCAUUUACGUUCAAGUGGAGAGAGUUUUCUAUGAUCGAAUAAUAGACUUCUGAAUUGAAGUAUUAAAUUUUUCCAUCAAAAAAUGCAAUAUUCGUCAAGGAAACUGUAGAAAGUCAGAAUGUCCUUCGUUGGACGCCCCACGUUUUUUUUUCUUCUGAAAAAUGAUGUUCGUAGGUUGUCCAGAAUUUUGUUGAUUUCAUUUCCCGGAAUCUCGUUUCUUGAAAUGCUUUCAUUCAACGUUUUAUUGGACAAUAUUUCCUCAAAAUUUUUUGAUUAAUUUUUUUUCAGUUACGCACUGGUAGAUUGGGGCGUCCCCUGAGAUAUUCAAACGUUCGGCUGUUGGUCCUUCUUUCCCCUAAAAUGGUGAACCAGAAUCAAGGUGUAUAAGCUCAUAUAUGCACGCUGUUUAUACCUGAACAAAUAUGGUAUAUGCGUUCACAGAUAGUGAGGUUCGUGAUGGCGCAUGAGGUUCUAUACUCACUAUGCAAAAAUCCUGCUUCUUGAGCUUGAGGUGUCACUUGCCUACUUCUUUAAAAAAAAAAAAGGCGAAUACCAACGACGGUGUCAUCAAUAAAAUUACUGGCAUAGGUUUAUUCGGCACUGGUAACAUAUGGUUUUAUGUGUGUAUGCGGGAUGCGUGUGUGUGUGUGUAUUGAUGGCUAUUGCAUGGAGCUUCAGUUGUAAUUUGUUGAACAUUGAUGCAGAGGUUAAGAGGUCGUCCGUUGACCUAGUGCGUGUUGAUCGUGCUCUUUGUUACCCGCUAUUACCGAAAAGAUCGCUUGGCGAGAAGAAAGGUUUUGUUUUCUCUGGCUUACGAAAGUGCGAGGGAUUGUGUGAGGUUGCGGCUUAUUGAUCAUGAAAUCGAAUUUUUUUUCCUCUUGUUAUGUGGAUACGGUGAUUAAAGAAAUUUCAUUGUGAUUAAGAAUAA